AUGCACAAGUCGGAAAACGAUAAGCGAGAGUACGACUAUUUUAUUUUAGAUAACAAACUCAAGGUUUGCGUUGUUCAUGAUGCAGAGUGCGACAAAUCGGCCGCCGCCUUAGAUGUGAUUGUAGGGAAUUUAUAUGAUCCUAAAGAAAUACCCGGUUUGGCUCAUUUUUUGGAGCAUAUGUUAUUUUUGGGAACUGAGAAAUAUCCAGAGGAGAACUGCUUCUCUAAGUUUCUAGCUCAAAACGGUGGAAGUUCAAAUGCAUAUACUUCUUCUGAACAUACAAACUAUUACUUUGAUGUUCAGUCCGAGAGUUUUAAAGAGGCCUUAGAGAUAUGGUGCCACUUUUUUAUUUGCCCAUUAUUUAAUCCCACAUCUCAAGACAAAGAAGUGAUUGCCGUUAAUGCGGAACACGAUAAGAAUCUUCAGCAAGAUUUCUGGAGGUUGCAUCAGCUGGACAAAUGGACUUCCAAUCAGGAGCAUCCUUACUCAAACUUUGGAACUGGUAAUAUGGAGACUCUUGGCGUUAUUCCCCGUAAGUUAGGGCUUGUAGUCCGGGAUGAACUAAAGAAGUUUUAUAAAAAAUACUAUUCCGCCAACUUGAUGAGUCUAUGUCUGGUGGGAAAAGAAAGCUUGUCGGAGCUCAAAGAAAUGGCUACCACUCUUUUUUCUGGCGUUAGCAACAAAGAUGUUAUAAAACCAGAGUUGAAGGGUGAGCCUUACCUCCCCGAGCACUUGAAGAAAAUCUACAAAGUAAUUCCUGUCAAAAAACAUCAUACCCUCGAGGUUUGCUUCCUCUUCUGUGACGCCCGAAAGUACUACCGCGAAAAGCCCUCCAUCUACAUUGCGCAUCUCAUUGGGCACGAGGGGCCGGGCAGCCUGCUGGCUCUCCUUAAAAAGAAAGGCUGGGCGACUGGCAUCAAUGCUGGAGAUUGCCAGAGCACUGCCGGCGUUUUCGGGACCUUCCGAGUCUACUUCGACUUGACUGAAGAGGGGCUUGAGAGUUUCGAAGAAAUUGUUGUCGCCUUGUUUCAGUAUUUAAAUCUUCUCAAAAGAGAGCUCCCUCAAGAGUGGAUAUUCCAGGAGUGCAAAAGCCUCGGUGAGAUACAUUUUCGCUUUAAAGACAAAGAGCGGCCGGACUGCUACGCGUCUACCCUAGCGUCCAACAUGCACUAUUACCCGAAGGAGUGUUUAUUGGGCGCUCCAUAUCUAUUUUACGAGUACAAUCCGGAGCUCAUUGUUUCGUGCCUGCGCCUUCUUACUCCGGAAGCUCUGCGAUUGACUGUGGUCUCUCCGCUCUUCCAAGGCCACACCACAGAAAUAGAAAGCAUAUACGGGACCCAGUACUCAUCGGAGGAUAUAGAUCCGGAGCUGCUAGUGCUGCUUAGCACUGAUAGUCCGAACGAAGAGCUCUUCCUACCGAGUAGAAACAACUUUAUACCCACUAAUUUCGAGAUCGUUCCCCUCGACAACCAGCAUGAGCAUCCCGUGCUGGUUUCAAGUGAAGGGAACUCGCAGCUCUGGUUUAAGCAAGACGAUAAGUUUUUCCUUCCGAAGGCUAUAGUUUUGGCCGGAAUCACGAGUAAGGCCGCCUAUCUAAACCCGACGGAAGCCGUAUUAAGUCAUCUAUUCGUGGAAAUCCUAAAGGAUAACCUUGCGGAGUAUGCCUACGAUGCUUUGCUCGCUGGUGUCUAUUACCACUUGGAAAACACCACUUCUGGCCUCUCUCUCAAUGUUCAGGGAUACAACCACAAGCUUAAGGAGUUGCUUGAAAAAGUCAUAGGCGCAAUGAAAGACUUCAGAGUCGAACAUGAGCGGUUCGGACCCAUUCGAAGCAAGUUGAAAAGGCGCUUCGAGAACUUUGCAGCUGAGCAGGGCUACUCGCACUGCAUAUACAACAUGCACUACGUAUGCAGCGAGCGUCUGUGGACCCACGAACAUAAGUUGGCGGUCAUCGAAGACAUAACCGUCGAGCAGGUGGAGGCAUUUGUCCGCAACUCACUACUAAAGCGGGUCCACACCCGAGUGUUCAUUCACGGCAAUUACUCGAUAAAGGGCGCUAAGGAUGUCUUCCAGGCGUUUGAACCUCUUGUCCACCCAAAAGUGCAUAUUCCUCUCGAAGAGUAUGCUCUGCUGCGCCACAUUAAAUAUACUUCGGGAAAGCGCUUUGUCUAUCGCAUAAACGAAACAGUCAAUGCGUAUAGUGCCAUUGAAAACUACUACGUGGUCGGUCCGUUGGAAACGCGUGCAAGCGUGCUGCUGGAGCUACUUAGCCAAUUUACACAGGAAAAUUUCUUCCACCAACUGCGCACCAAUGAGCAGCUGGGCUACAUAGUCCACGCCACCUCCGUGCUGCAGCCAAGUGGCAUAUUAGGGAUGAGAUUUGUAGUCCAAAGCGAAAAACCGCCGUACUACCUGCAGAGCCGCGUUGACAAUUUCCUGCGACAUACAAAAGAGGAGCUGGAAUCAUUAACAGCGGAGGAGUUUCAAAAGGGCGUGGAUACUUUAACUAAAAUGAAAAUGGAAAAGUUUAAGAACUUAAACCAAGAAGCAUCACUCUAUUGGCUGGAAAUUAUUGGUGACCACUACGAAUUUGAUAAAGCGGAAAGGGACAUUGAAGAACUAAAAAAGAUUUCAAAAUGCGAUCUUAUAAAGUUUUAUGAGGAAAAAGUUCACCCAGACGCGGUAUCAGGCUGCUCAAUCAGCGUGUGGAGCCACUCUUGUACGGCGCCCUUCGACUCAGUGUCAGUGCCGGACGAAUGGAAACAGGAUAACGUAGUCUAUAUCGAGGAUGUGCCCGAGUUCAAGAAAAACUACGGCCUUUUUGAACGUCCCAAGUCCUACUCCUUUGUUGCAUUGGAGCGGCAGUAAAACUUAUUUUUUCAUACGCACCAGCUCGUCUCCUUUUAUUAGCAAUAAAGUU
Molecule: messenger RNA, 2920 nt
Organism: Zophobas morio
Lineage: Eukaryota; Metazoa; Arthropoda; Insecta; Coleoptera; Tenebrionidae
Product: insulin-degrading enzyme-like
Exons: 31
Coding region: 1-2868 (955 amino acids)
Biological process (GO): peptide catabolic process
Cellular component (GO): cytosol; mitochondrion
Molecular function (GO): metalloendopeptidase activity; metal ion binding
Source: RefSeq, a predicted model, not a curated record